AGAGAAACGACACUUCGUUUUCACGCCUAUAAAGUAGCAGGAUUUGCUCCCUCACUUCUCCAAGGCGAAAGAAAUGGCUUCUUCUCUUUCCAUUUUAUCUUUCCUUCUUCUCCUUUGCGCCUUUGCUAAGGCCACAGAGCCGGGCCGCCUCAUUCUAACCCUCGUCAACAACUGUCCUUUCACUGUCUGGCCCGCUAUCCAACCCAACGCUGGCUUUCCCGUCCUUGAGAAGGGUGGGUUUGCCCUCCACACUCUCACCCACAGCUCCUUCUCCGCCCCCGACCAACACUGGUCUGGCCGCAUCUGGGCUCGCACUGGCUGCAACUACGCCUACGGCCACUUCUCCUGCUCCACCGGAGACUGUGGCCACCGCCUCGAGUGCGACGGCCUUGGCGGCGCCACCCCUGCCACCCUCGCCCAGUUCAGUCUCCACCAUGGGCACCAAGACUUCUCCUCCUACGGCGUCAGCCUCGUAGACGGGUUCAACGUCCCCAUGACCGUGACCCCUCACGAGGGCAAAGGCCAGUGCCCCGUCGUGGGCUGCCGUGCAGAUCUGCUCGGUUCCUGUCCGGACCAGCUGCAGUUCCGGUCACAUCCGAACGGACCAGUUGUGGGGUGCAAGAGCGGGUGCGAGGCGUUCAACACGGACGAGCUGUGCUGUCGGAAUCAUUACAACAGUCCUCAGACAUGUAGAGCUUCAACUUUUUCAGAGUUUUUCAAACAUGCUUGCCCUGCCACGUUUACUUAUGCUCAUGAUCGUCCCUCGCUCAUGCAUGAGUGUUCUUCCCCACGUGAGCUCAAGGUCAUCUUCUGUCACUAGCUAUAAGUAAAAACCUUGUCCUUAACUUGUUCCAGUGAUCUUCUUGCUUUUGUUCUAGAAUCAUAUAUCCUUUGUAAUAAUGGGGAAAACUAAGAAAAAAAACGUUAAGCCCUGUACGCACUUUGGUUUGCAUAUGGAAUGCUAGUGUUGUUUGGGAUUAUGAAAUGUAUGAAUGUAUUGAGUAUGUUUGUGUUUAAUGGUAAGAGUUAAGGUAC
This is a messenger RNA of Rubroshorea leprosula, 1035 nucleotides long. Lineage: Eukaryota; Viridiplantae; Streptophyta; Magnoliopsida; Malvales; Dipterocarpaceae. The record is from the annotation of a GenBank genome assembly.